This is a messenger RNA of Cornus florida, 2043 nucleotides long. Its product is annotated as receptor-like protein EIX2. Gene Ontology annotation, molecular function: protein binding. The record is from RefSeq and is a predicted model, not a curated record. The coding region runs from base 1 to 2043 and encodes 680 amino acids. Lineage: Eukaryota; Viridiplantae; Streptophyta; Magnoliopsida; Cornales; Cornaceae. The transcript has 4 exons.
AUGGAAACACAAGUUAGAAGUGUUGUCGUGAUAUUGUUCAUAUUUGCUCUUGUUUUCGUAGGGCUCGGAGUUGGUGUUGGGUUGCAAAUCAAUAGAGAUGAUCAUCAAUCAAAUGUAAGCUGCACAGAGGGUGAACUUAAAGCUCUUCUCAAGUUGAGGGAAUCUCUCAUUGAUCAUUCAAAUCGUUUGUCAUCGUGGGUUGGAGAAUACUGUUGUACGUGGACGGGAGUGGGUUGCAGCAAGAGGACACGCAGAGUCGUGAUGUUUGAUCUACCCGGUUAUGAUAGAGGCAGCUUGCAAGGUGAGAUAAGUCCUUCUAUUCUCAAUCUGAGGCAUUUGCAUUACAUCGACUUGAGCAAUAGUAACUUUUCAGGAACCCAAAUUCCAGAAUUCCUAGGCUCCCUUAAGAACCUGAGAUAUCUUGACCUCUCCAAUUCGGGUUUUGAGAGGGAAAUUCCCCCUCAUUUUGGAAACCUCUCCAACUUGCAACAUCUCAAUCUUGGCUUCAACUAUUUACAAGGUCCAAUUCCUGAUACUCUUGGAAGGCUGUCAUCUCUCAUUUUUCUUGAUCUUGGUAACAGUAGAUGCUCCCCAAUUAUGCCUAGUUGGUUGUGUAAAAAUGAGCAGCCUUGUUCAUUUGGGACUCUCUGUUCAUCACUUGGAAGAUUCUCAUCAUUAAGUUGGCUAUAUGCAUCUGAUAAUCAGUUGAAUGGGAGCAUUCCUUCGAGUCUUGGACAACUUUCAAGGCUAGAGGGGUUAGAUGUCUCUAACAAUCAGUUGAAUGGGAGCAUUCCUUCGAGUCUUGGACAACUUUCAAGGCUACUGUGGUUAGAUGUCUGUAACAAUUCUUUGGAUGGUGUCAUAUCUGAACUUCACUUUGCCAAACUCACAAGCAUCUCAGAUACCAUCCCUGACUGGUUUGAGGAUUUGUAUUCUCGUAACAAUGGCUUAGAUAUAUCUCACAACCAGAUUUGUGGAAAGCUGCCCAAGUUUCAAGAAUCUAAUGCUACCCUUGAGUGGUAUCUAUAUUUGAAUUCCAACAAGUUUGAGGGCCCCUUAACACCAUUUCUGUCAGAUGUCACGGAAUUUGAUUUGUCUGACAACUUACUUUCAGGACAUUUUCCUCUCGGUGAUGAUAAUAUUUAUAUGAAUUUCAGAGUUCUUUUUAUCUCAAAUAAUAGUUUGACCGGUGAUAUUCCAAAGUAUAUAUGCAAGAUGAUGGCUUUGCAAAUACUUGAUCUCUCAACAAAUAAAUUAUCAGGAGCACUCCCUUGGUGCAUGGGGGACUUGGAUCUACUGGGAGUCGUUGAUCUGACAAAUAACAAUCUUCAUGGUCAUAUUCCAAGUUCUUUGGGUUCUCUACAAAAUCUUUAUUCUUUACAUUUGAGCCACAACAUGAUUCACGGGAAGAUCCCUUCGUUUUUGCAGAAUUUGACAUCUCUGAGCAUUCUCGAUCUUGGUGAUAAUGAAUUAACUGAUAUUAUCUCUUCAUGGAUUGGAGAAAUGUCUAGCCUACGAUUUCUCAUUCUUCAAUCGAAUAAGUUCUAUGGUUAUAUUUCUCCACAGCUCUGCCAACUCUCUGCUCUUCAAGUGUUGGACCUGUCGCAUAACUGGAAGUAUUCCUCCCUGCUUCACCAACUUCACUGCCAUGGUUGCGAAUCUCAAUGCGGAACAUAUAAAGAAGUGGUCCAAUACCAACAUGAAAUCAACUCCAAACACUCAAUGGUCCAUCAUCCAUCUAUAUGGGCAACAAUCAACUUUGUGGACCACAAAUCUUCAAGAGCUGCCCUGGUGAUACUUCGUCUUAUGGUCAUCAUCAUGAUCAACAUGCUCCUGAGUCGGAAGAACGUCUGGCAUUCUAUGCUGGCAUUGGACCUGGUUUCUUGGUUGGCUUCUUGGGUAUUUGUGGCAUUUUGCAUUUCAAAAGGCCUUGGAGGUAUGCGUGGUUUCAAUUUGUGGAGAAUACUUAGCAAAAACCUACUGGCGGCAGUUGCAGUGAAGGCAGCUUGGGUGCAGAGAAAGUUCCACAAAGAUGAAAUGUGA